Dimorphilus gyrociliatus is the source of this 1453-nucleotide messenger RNA. The record is from the annotation of a GenBank genome assembly. NCBI's taxonomy places the organism in Eukaryota, Metazoa, Annelida, Polychaeta, Dinophilidae.
CAUGUUUUGCGAUACGAAACCAGAAUAUAGAAAUUAUAGUUUAUUUCUUGAUUCAGUGAAAGAAUAUGAAGUUGCCAUGAAUGAAAAGAGAGCGGAAUUGGCAUCGCAAAUAACGGAUAAAUUUUUUGGCGGAGAUGUUCCAGAUGUUUUGAGUAAAAUCAGCGACGAUUUAAUUAAUGAAUGCAAGACUGUUAUGUCAGAAUCACCGUCCGAUAAGGACCUCUUCAAAAGAUGCUCGCAGGUUAUUUUGGAUUUUCUUAGUCACGAACCGUUUCAAGGAUUUCUUUCAUCCAUGUAUUUCAAACGAUAUUUACAGUGGAAAUACCUUGAAAGCCAAAAAGUUACAAAAAAUACAUUCCGUAUGUAUCGAGUAUUAGGGAAAGGGGGUUUUGGUGAAGUCUGUGCUUGUCAAGUAAGAGCAACUGGUAAAAUGUAUGCUUGUAAAAAACUGGAAAAGAAAAGAAUAAAGAAAAGAAAGGGAGAGGCAAUGGCGUUGAAUGAAAAGCAAAUAUUGCAAAAAGUAAACUCACGAUUCGUAGUAAGUUUAGCUUACGCAUUUGAAACCAGGGACGCUUUAUGUCUUGUUUUAACAAUAAUGAACGGAGGAGACUUGAAGUAUCAUAUACAUAAUAUGGGCUUAAACGAAGGCUUCGAUGAGAAAAGAGCCUUAUUUUACACUGCAGAAAUCUGUUGUGGUCUACAACAUUUACAUCAAGCUAGAAUUGCAUAUAGGGAUUUGAAACCGGAAAAUAUUCUAUUAGAUGACCAUGGUCACCUUCGAAUCUCUGAUUUGGGUUUGGCAGUUGAAAUCGAAGAAGGCGUUACAAUCAGGGGUAGAGUUGGAACAGUCGGCUAUAUGGCUCCGGAAGUUGUUAAGAACGAGCGGUAUACUUUCUCUCCGGAUUGGUGGGGUUUGGGUUGCAUUAUUUACGAAAUGAUCGAAUGCAGGUCGCCUUUCCGAUUGAGAAGAGAGCGAGUAAAGAGAGAAGAAGUCGAUAGAAGAGUCAAGGAGGAAAGAGAACAGUAUUCAGAUAGGUUUCCAGAGCACGCUAAAUCUCUUUGCUGUCAAUUAUUAUGUAAAGAUUCUAAAUCACGCCUGGGGUCUAACAGUAGUGAGGAUGUUAAGGCUCAUACAUGGUUCAAAGAUAUUAAUUGGAAAAGACUUGAGGCAGGAAUGGUAGAACCUCCUUUCGUUCCAGACCCAAGAUCUGUUUAUGCCAAAGAUGUUUUGGAUAUUGAGCAAUUUUCAACCGUAAAAGGUGUAAAUAUUGACUCAAGUGAUAGUUCAUUUUACUCAAAAUUCUCCACUGGUAGUGUUUCAAUACCCUGGCAAAAUGAGAUGAUUGAAACAGAAUGUUUCAAAGAACUUAAUCAAUUCGGACCAGACGGUGAGCCCUCUGAUGAUUUAGUAGAGGAUUCACUACCACAACCUCCGAAAAAAGGUGCUCGUUAA